This is a messenger RNA of Perkinsus marinus ATCC 50983, 716 nucleotides long. RefSeq lists its product as hypothetical. The transcript is spliced from 6 exons. Gene Ontology annotation, cellular component: nucleus; cytosol; preribosome, small subunit precursor. The record is from RefSeq and is a predicted model, not a curated record. Gene Ontology annotation, biological process: ribosomal small subunit export from nucleus; ribosomal small subunit biogenesis. NCBI's taxonomy places the organism in Eukaryota, Perkinsozoa, Perkinsida, Perkinsidae. The coding region runs from base 211 to 654 and encodes 147 amino acids.
CGAUCGAACGGGCUACUACUAUCGGAGUCAGACCAGCGUCGGAGCUUUCUCAAACGGGACAAGCAAAAUCUUGAUAUCAACGCUUGCCAGGAUAUCAUUGAUGAUUACAUAAAGUCUAAGGAAGAUGGUAUUCUCUAUAAGCAGUAUGACGAGAAGCCAGCGGCCUCUACUAAGGACGAUAGGAAGGGAGCUCUCGAGGUUACUCGGGAAAUGAUAAGCCGACCGGAGGAAGAGGAGAAGUCCGUAUUGGUGCCCGUUAAGGAGCGACGGAAGAGCGAUGAUUGGGACUGUGAGUCUGUCCUCAGUACUCUCACGAACAACACUAACCACCCCGGGAAGAUCAAUCGGCCGACCCGCAUCCGUAAACCGGCGAUGAUCCCGGCGCCGGCGUUGGCUACUGUAGAGGAGUAUGAAGAAGACGAGGAGCUCUCUGAAGAUGAUGAGGAAGAGCUCGUUGAGGUGUCCACAUAUCGUCCACGUGAUGAGACUCCUGAGGAGAAGCGGGCUCGUAAAGCUGCUGUUAAGCAGUUGCAACGCGAGGCGAGGAAGGCUAAGAAAGAAACUAAGGCUACCUUCAAGCUUGAGAAGCUGAGCUGCCAACGUAGAGGUAACGCUGCAGACAUCCGUGAUGGCGUCGCGAGGGUGAAGCUUUGAUCGUCUGUACAAUUUCUAUGUUUACUACGAAUCUCUACUGAACCUUUCCUAACGUUUCUUCG